UCAUUAUUUUUUUGCCUCAAAUCAGGAGUCAAGAUGUUUUACACAUGUGGACCCAAUGAAGCCAUGGUGGUAUCUGGCUUUGGCCGUUCUCCUCCUCUAAUGAUUGCUGGAGGAAGAGUGUUUGUCCUCCCAUGUAUUCAGAAGAUCCAGAGAAUCACGCUCAACACCCUGACUUUAAAUGUGAAGAGUGACAAAGUCUACACCCGUCAUGGUGUCCCCAUCUCUGUCACUGGCAUUGCACAGGUGAAGAUUCAGGGCCAGAACAAGGAGAUGUUGGCCACCGCCUGUCAAAUGUUUAUGGGCAAGUCUGAGGGUGAGAUCGCCACGAUUGCACUUGAGACACUGGAGGGACACCAGAGAGCCAUCAUCGCCCAUUUGACCGUGGAGGAGAUCUACCAGGACCGUAAGAAGUUCUCCGAGCAGGUCUUCAAGGUGGCUUCCUCUGACCUGGUCAACAUGGGGAUUGGUGUUGUCAGCUACACACUCAAAGAUGUUCAUGAUGAUCAGGACUACCUUCACUCCUUGGGUAAAGCCAGGACAGCCCAGGUGCAGAAGGAUGCCAGGAUUGGAGAGGCUCAGUACAAACGAGAUGCUGUUAUGAGGGAGGCCAACGCAAUGCAGGAGAAGGUUUCAGCUCAGUACAAAAAUGAGAUUGAGAUGGCAAAGGCCCAGAGAGACUACGAGCUGAAAAAAGCAGCCUAUGAUGUCGAAGUCAACACCAAGAAGGCUGAGUCAGAAAUGGCCUAUCAGCUUCAGGUGGCCAAGACCAAGCAGCGCAUUGAGGAGGAGAAGAUGCAGGUUCAGGUGGUGGAGCGUACACAGCAGAUUACACUGCAGGAACAGGAGAUCACUCGCAAGGAGAAGGAGCUGGAGGCCAAAAUUAAGAAGCCUGCAGAGGCAGAGAAAUACCGACUGGAGAGGCUGGCUGAGGCGAGCCGCCUGCAGCUCAUCAUGGAGGCUGAGGCUGAGGCCGAGUCCAUCAGAAUGAGGGGCGAAGCAGAGGCUUUUGCCCUGGAGGCUAAGGGUCGUGCUGAAGCGGAGCAGAUGACCAAGAAAGCCGAGGCCUUCAAGCAGUACAAAGAUGGAGCCAUGGUGGAUAUGCUGCUGGAGAAACUGCCGCUGAUGGCAGAGGAGAUCAGCAAGCCACUGUCAGCGGCCAACAAGGUGACGAUGAUAUCCAGUGGAGGCUCAGAGGUGGGAGCAGCCAAGCUCGCUGGAGAGGUGCUAGAAAUCAUGACCAGGCUGCCUUCCGCUGUGGAGAAACUCACUGGAAUCAACAUCUCCCAGGUUACAGGAAAGACCCCCCUUGUGUAUUAAGAAGAGAGGGAGAAUAGAAGUAAUCAGGAGAGGUGUCACCGAUAUUCAAACUAAGAGCUCCACAUCUCCUCCUUGUGCCUAUAACCACUGUAACGACUCCACACCACCGUAGUCUGUCUGUGUGCAUGCACGUGUUUCACUGUGUGUCUCUUUUGUUGGUUUGUCCUCCAUCUAAGUGGGAUGGGUCCUUCUUUAUGUGGUUUCUUUUCACGUGCCUUGUCUGAGCUGUUGUGCUUUCUGCUGCGGGUGACUGCAAAAGCAGCUGCGAGGGAUACAAUUAUUGAUGAAGCUACUUUUUUGCUAAGACAAAAGCCUCAGCUGACUUUAGCCAGUGAUAGUCGGAGUAGGAAUUCCUGUCUUUGCUCUUAUACUUGACCUUCAGUAUGCAAGUUUUUAUUGUUUAUCUUACUGCAAUCAGUCUAAUUUUCCCUUCAUAGGGACUGGGUCAAUAAACUGUAAUUCCUUUUUAACUUUUUAAUGUAGGAAAUGUUUAUGUGUUUCAUCUAAAGGUUUUUUGUGCCUUUCAAUUCAUUAACGGCGCUGAGCCUCUUUAUCAUAGCAUCGCCUCAUAACUUUGUGUUCGGGCACAUCGCUGCUGUCAAUGUAGUUCAGUAAUAUUUACUUAACACAACACAGCUUCAUUUUUAUUUGCUUUUUGUGAUCUCGUCAGUUGUAAAGAUACAAAGUUGGGUUACUGAUCCAAAUGUUUCUGUAUAGUAACUGACUAUAUUACUGGACCCAAAAUCAUAUCAGUUGUACUGCAAGUGGAAGGAUUUUUUUUGUGUUUCAGAAUGAAAAGAAAGGAAGUGGUUGAUGGGAACAAGCUGAAGGGGUUUCCUGUUAAAAGCAAUGGAAGUAUGUUGUGAUAGGAAAAAGACAAUGUUGACUUUUGAUUUUGCUGCAGUGUUUUCUGUAUAUGGUGAAAGUAAAGAAGGACCCUCAUUAACUAACCAACAUUAAUUAACUAUGUUGCUUUGAUGUACUUGCUACCUGUAGUUUAAACUGACAUAAGGGAGAUAUUAUGACGCUUCUUGGCUUUUUAUUGAGUGUACUGAUAUUCCAUGACAAUGUGAUGCUAAGUAUUAUAGAUUUUGCCGGGUUUUAGCGCUCAUGGUUAUGGAAGAUUUUGAUUGACAGAUCAGUACCUCCGAUUGGGAGCUGAUUUAUAUCUUCUUUCAGACUCUUUACUAAGCUGCCAAGCCUUAUGAAUUUUGUUAUCGCCAAGUGCCUGGUCAAAACUCUUCAACAGUGAAGUCAAGCUGACUUCUAGUUAAGCCUAUUACUCUUCUCUGUCAGGUGAUAUUUCCUCAUAUGCAACUGAUCGUAAGCCAUUGGCUGUCACUAACGACGGCUGUAGUUAAAAGCCAAAUCUGUGUCUACUUCUUUUGUAUGUUCUCCUGACUAAUCUUUUACUUUCCUUUAAAAAAAUGUGCUGUUGCAUGUCUAUCUAUAUAAGCCGUUUUUACAUAGUGUGGAAGUUGUAUAGUAAUGUCAGAUAUCCAAGAUUUAUCUUUAGUGAAAUGUUCUGUAAACAAUAAAAUAUGGUGUAAUCACCGAAAACUG
Molecule: messenger RNA, 2880 nt
Organism: Morone saxatilis (striped sea-bass)
Lineage: Eukaryota; Metazoa; Chordata; Actinopteri; Moronidae
Gene: flot1b
Product: flotillin 1b
Exons: 12
Coding region: 34-1317 (427 amino acids)
Biological process (GO): protein localization to plasma membrane; positive regulation of endocytosis; protein kinase C signaling
Cellular component (GO): plasma membrane
Source: RefSeq, a predicted model, not a curated record